This is a messenger RNA of Benincasa hispida (wax gourd), 1338 nucleotides long. The record is from RefSeq and is a predicted model, not a curated record. NCBI's taxonomy places the organism in Eukaryota, Viridiplantae, Streptophyta, Magnoliopsida, Cucurbitales, Cucurbitaceae.
AUGGAUGCAAGGCAAGAAAGCUUCAAAGUUUUUAUGCUUCCAUGGUUAGCCCAUGGCCAUAUAUCGCCCUACCUAGAGUUAGCCAAAAGGCUUGCAAAGAGAAAAUUUCUAGUUUAUUUCUGCUCUACGCCUGUAAAUUUAGAAGCCAUUAAAUCAAAUUACCUUUCAGAAACCCACUCUGAUUCAAUCCAAUUAGUGAAAAUUCAUCUCCAUUCAACACCAGAGCUUCCUCCCCAUUUUCACACAGCCAAAGGCCUUCCACCGCAUUUAAUGCCCCAACUCAAAGUCGCCUUUCAAAUGGCUGCCCCCAAUCUCCAAUCUAUCAUCAAAACCCUAAAUCCAGAUCUCCUAAUCGUCGACAUUCUUCAACUAUGGAUGCUUCCCAUUUCUUCAUCACUCAACAUUCCCUUGAUUUUCUUCCCUAUUUUUGGCGCUAUAACCAUCUCUUUCUCGAUCAGAAUCGUCUCCCACCAUGUUCCAUUUCCCCAAUUUGAGCUUCGUGAGUACUGGAAAUCCAAAUGCCCCUAUUUGGAAAUGGACGAAACAUCGCGUCAAUCGUUUAAACAAUCCUUGGAUCAAUCUUCAGGCAUAAUUUUAUUCAAAAGUUCCAGAGAAAUCGAGACAAAGUACUUGGAAUUUCUCGCGUCUUCGUUCGUGAAUAAGAUCGUGACCACCGGUCCUCUGCUUCAGGAACCUGGAUGCAGUGAAAACGAGAACCACAGCGAAAUCAUUGAAUGGCUGGACAAGAAGGAGCCAUAUUCGACGGUGCUGGUUUCAUUCGGGAGCGAGUAUUACCUUUCCAAGGAAGAAAGUGAAGAAAUAGCACACGGACUGGAGAUCAGCGAGGCGAAUUUCUUAUGGAUCGUCAGGUUUCCGAAGGGAGAGGAGACGGCGGUGGAAGCGGCGGUGCCGGAAGGAUUCAUCGAGAGGAGCAGAGAGAGAGGGAAGAUCGUUGAAGGUUGGGCUCCACAGGCGGAAAUACUGGCUCACCGGAGCACCGGUGGCCACGUGAGCCACUGUGGAUGGAGCUCGUUCAUGGAGAGCUUGAUGUUCGGCGUGCCGGUGAUUGGAGCGCCGAUGCAACUCGACGGGCCGAUUGUGGCGAGAUUGGCAGAGGAGAUCGGCGUGGGGUUGGAGAUCAGGAGAGAUGAAGAAGGGAGAAUGAUGAGGGAUGAAAUUGCAGGAGCAAUCAAGAAGGUUUUGAUGGGAAAAACAGGGGAAGUUUUUCGAAAGAAAGCAAAAGAAAUUUGCAGCGUUUUGAAGGAGAAUGACGAACAAGAGGUUGAUAAAUUGACAACGGAAUUAGUGAUGUUGUGCCAAACGAAGAGGAGAAAAUAA